Messenger RNA from Elgaria multicarinata webbii, 1623 nucleotides. RefSeq names its product protein FAM169B-like. The record is from RefSeq and is a predicted model, not a curated record. Lineage: Eukaryota; Metazoa; Chordata; Lepidosauria; Squamata; Anguidae. The transcript has 9 exons. The coding region runs from base 11 to 1144 and encodes 377 amino acids.
GAGGAGUAUAAUGAUGGCGGCGGCGCCGCCUGAGAAGCGAGCGGGAAGCGCUGCCUCAGCUGCGGGUCAUCUUUAUCCAGUGGACAUUAAAGAUGUAACGCUUGAAGCUGUAGAAGCAGCAGCUCAGGUAUACCAUGCAAAACUUUUAGAGGAACCAUUAUCCACUGUUGAGGUUUUCCCUAUUCCAGGAAGAAAGAACGUUAAACUUGAAGCUUCAUUGAUGAGAUUUCUACCUCUGUACAGAGAAGACAAUAAACAUAGGCUUCUGGUUUUAAUUGAUCCACAAGAUGAGAAUACAGUUUUAGCAAUUUAUUUGCACAACUCCUGGUGGCUUGUUGAAGAUGCAGUGAAAACGGCUGAUCCUUCCCGAGAGGGUCUGAUACAGGUCCAGACAUUUGCAGAAAGAACUGUCCUCUUUAUGCUUAACUGCAUUAUUUUUGGAAUGCUAGAGAGAAAUUUGACUCACGAUGUACUCUUUGUGCCGCAUUCCAAGAAGGAGUGUGCCAAAAUAUUCUGGAGGAAUGGAGACGCUGUUGCUUUCUACACUGUCAAAGCAAAAGGAAGCUUGUGUGAUGGACACACCGGCCAAUGCUACUCGCUCCCAGUUUUGGAUACAAUGUUUGUCCGGAAAAAGUUCAGAAGACGUGGACUUGGAAUGAAAAUGCUUCAUGAUUUUUGUCGGAACUUUGCCACAGAGGAUGCCGUGGGACUCAGCUGUCCUGUUUCUGCUGACAUGUACCGAGUUUGUCAAAGAUUCUUGGAGACCCACCCUGAAGAGCAGUCUCGACUGUGGGAGGUUAUGCCACCAGGGGACUGGAGCCAGCGUGUUAGUAUCUGGCUAAAGAUUCAGCUGGAACAAAAUCUUCCAAAAAAUGUGAAUUUGAGCUGCCAAGUGAAGAAUAUUCGAGAUGAUGAAGGGCAGAUGAGUAAGAGGGUUAGCCACGUUCCUGAUAUUAAGGCAUCCCCAGAUGAAGUGAAGGUAUUUCAUGAUGAUCCAGAAGAGGUUUUUGACCUACAGCCUAAUGCUGAAGAACACAUUCAACGUAAAGCUGAAGUACAGCAACGUAAGGAAUCAAAGAAAAGAGCCGGCAGAGAGGAACCAGUUGAAGGCAGAGUUCCUAAGCACGUUAGAGCAAUGCCCUAACUUUAGGGCAUAAGAGAAGCAAAACGAGACCACGAUGUGAACUAACAUGGCAUAAUAGCUUUGAAUUAGAAUGCCCCUGGUUCAAAUCUACCCAUAGCUAUGGACUUAUUGAGAUGGUCUGUGCUCUCAGCCUUGAGACUGCUACGUGGACCUCAUAACAAUGGUCUGCUUUACAGGCCUGUUGUAAGGAUUAUUAAGCUAAUAUAUAUACGAAGUACUUUGCACACUUCGUAUGAUGUGCACUACUGCACUUUGCUAUAUAUAUGCUUCUUCUGAAAAUGAUGGUCAUGAUGCUACUAUCAAAAAUGUUUUUAAACCAAGUUCUCUUCCUCUGUUCCUGUGAAAUUCCAGAGAACAGUUUAUUUGUCAUUCUGCAUAAUUUAAAUCAUAGAAUUGGAAGGGAUCUUGGAGGUCAACACACAGCCGAUUGUUCAGUGCAGGCUCUGCAAUACAGGAUGCAGCUACAGCAUCCUUGGCAG